Pangasianodon hypophthalmus (striped catfish) is the source of this 11718-nucleotide messenger RNA. It is a transcript of the gene vdra, whose product is annotated as vitamin D receptor a. Gene Ontology annotation, biological process: positive regulation of transcription by RNA polymerase II; negative regulation of transcription by RNA polymerase II; cell differentiation. NCBI's taxonomy places the organism in Eukaryota, Metazoa, Chordata, Actinopteri, Siluriformes, Pangasiidae. Gene Ontology annotation, molecular function: nuclear receptor activity; vitamin D response element binding; zinc ion binding. The transcript has 9 exons. The coding region runs from base 270 to 1559 and encodes 429 amino acids. The record is from RefSeq and is a predicted model, not a curated record. Gene Ontology annotation, cellular component: nucleus.
GGAGUUCCAUUCGCCCAAUCCGAAUCGAGCUGUCAUCCUGGCGGACCAAUCCGCGACGAGGGCAUUCACAGAGGUUGGCUGUGAUUGGCUGCCGGUGAGAGAGGGUAUGUCGACACGCAGCGCUGCUGAGCCGAAGGGCGGGGCAUAGCCGAGUCGAUGAUGUCCACCUCUUUGGUGGUUGACGAGUAGAGAAAAAAUUACAUAUAUAUGUAUAUACACCCAUUUUGUGUGGAAUUAACGUUGAGUUUGAAGUGAAGACCAGUAUUUGGAUGGUUCGAAAGUCAACUCGGAUCUCCCCUGUAAUGGAGGCCAUGGCCGUGAGCACAUCUGCACAGGGUACGGAUGAGUUUGACCGCAACGCCCCGCGGAUCUGCGGCGUCUGCGGAGACAAGGCCACUGGAUUCCACUUCAACGCCAUGACCUGCGAAGGCUGCAAGGGCUUUUUCAGGCGCAGUAUGAAGCGGAAGGCCAGUUUCACUUGUCCCUUUAACGGCAGCUGCACCAUCACCAAAGACAACCGCAGACACUGCCAAGCCUGUCGCCUCAAGCGCUGCGUCGACAUCGGCAUGAUGAAGGAGUUCAUUCUGACUGAUGAGGAGGUACAGAGGAAGAAGGAGCUGAUCCUGAAGAGAAAGGAGGAGGAGGCGAUGCGGGAGGCGCAGAAGCCCCGGCUGACCGAGGAGCAGAGUCAGAUCAUCAACACGCUGGUGGAGGCGCAUCACAAGACCUACGACGACUCCUACUCCGAUUUUGUGAAAUUCCGACCCCCAGUGAGAGAGGGACCAGUGACGCGCAGUGCCAGCCGUGCUGCCUCGCUCCACUCACUCUCAGAUGCCUCUUCAGAUUCAUUGAACAACUCACCAGAGUCUAUGGACAAAAAGCUCAGCAGUCUCUUCUCCAUGUGUCAGGAUGGCGUGAUGAGCCCGGAGUCCAGGGAUGAAAACUCCCGCCUCUCCAUGCUGCCUCACCUGGCUGACCUCGUCAGCUACAGCAUCCAGAAAGUGAUCGGCUUUGCCAAGAUGAUCCCCGGCUUCAGGGAUCUGACUGCAGAAGAUCAGAUCGCUCUGCUGAAGUCCAGCGCUAUUGAGAUCAUCAUGUUGCGCUCCAACCAGUCCUUCAGUCUGGACGACAUGAGCUGGAGCUGUGGAGGGCCCGACUUUAAGUACUGCAUUAACGACGUCACCAAAGCUGGUCACACUCUGGAGCUGCUGGAGCCGCUGGUGAAGUUUCAGGUGGGGCUGAAAAAACUCAACAUGCAUGAAGAGGAACACGUGCUGCUAAUGGCCAUCUGUCUCCUCUCUCCAGAUCGUCCCGGCGUGCAGGACCACGUUCGGAUCGAGGCGAUGCAGGAGCGUUUGUGCGAGACGCUGCAGGCGUAUAUCCGCGUGCACCACCCGGGCGGCCGGCUGCUCUACGCCAAGAUGAUCCAGAAGCUGGCCGAUCUGCGCAGCCUGAACGAGGAGCACUCCAAGCAGUACCGCUCGCUGUCCUUCCAGCCUGAGCACAGCAUGCAACUCACACCGCUCGUGCUGGAGGUGUUCGGCAGCGAGGUGUCCUAGCGGCCAGGACCGUGUCUCCCACAGUGCCAGUCCAGCGCAGGGGCAUGAGGGAGGUGGGAGGGGGCAAAAGGGGUGCAGCACGGGGCAGAGGUGGGCCAGAGGACAUCUGGAGGAGUCCUAUUACAGCAGACUGUGUGUGUGUGUGUGUGUGUGUGUGAGUACGAAAAUGAAAGUGUGUAUGUGUGUGUCUCCAGGGCAGGAGUGUGCCGGGGGAUGUCUGGUAUCCCGUUUCGGGGAAUUUGUAGAGGCGUUUUUUUUUUUUUUUUUUGGUGUGUGUGUGUGUGUUAGAGUGUGAGGGGAGGGAGGGUCACAUGCGUGUAAGUCCAUCGAAGGGCUGUGGGUUUCAGAAGCUAAAGGGAAUAUUAAGAAUGUACUUAUGCAUAUAUGAACAGAAAUAUAAAUAUAAGCUAAUAUCUAUAUUUAAGAGAGAUGCUUUCUACUAAAUUGAAGCGUAUGGCUGAGCGUUGUAAAAUAGGAUUAGCAGGCCUCUUUGGGUUGAGUGUGUGUGCAUGCUUGUGCGGAGAGAUGUGUUUUGUUGUGUAUAUGAAAGAAAAGGACACUAACAAGCAGGCACAUACACUGAAUGAAGUGCAGGGGGCGAUCUAUUUUUGAUGUUUGUAUAGAUAAGAUAUUUAAUGACCACAAGAGAGCGAGCCCACCAGUACACGCUAACGCUAAUCCGCUAAUAACAGGCUAAUUACCAUUAUCUGGUUACUGACAACUGUAUGAUUUGUUACAGUUUUAUAUUUGGUACAAACGGCUCACUUUCAAACACUGUCGAUCUCUAGACUGUUCUAAUCAACACAAAAGUGCCAAAGGAUUGUAGAUGAGACAAGGUUGUCAUUUUUAAUGCGAUUCUUCACAUUUUACUUUAUAUAUUAUUUAAUUUCAAAGAAAAUUUUGGAAAACUCAAAACAAAUUUUUUUGAUAAUUUGGUUUGCAACAUUUCCCUGAUGUGCCUUUGUUUUUUUGUUUGAGGCUUUUUCCCCAAACCCAGAAACAUGGUUUCGCCCAAACCAGUCAGAGCUGCUUGAAUGAAACUCAUGAAAUGGUUCGAGAGCCAUGAUUUGAAUCCGUAUAUUUGAUGUUGAAACAGAAAGUCAGGGUGACGGCGUCUUGAAGUGCUUGACUGAUUUACACACCAGCCAGUAGCGUUCGAGCCACACACCUGCUAAAUCUAUACAAACUUGACAGUAUCUUGGCGAAAUCGCUAAAUAUGGAGAAUAGAGAAGAGUUUAGCCAGAGGAUUUUUUGUUUGUUUUUUUUUUUAACUGUGGAGGAGUUCUCACCUUGUACGAAGUUGCCAGAAGUUGCCAACUUCCGGCUCAACUUCUCCCACAAAUACCGCCUUCUUUGAAAUGAAUCAACUCCAACCACUUCUUUUUUUUUUUCGGUUUGAAAAGGGAAUGGUGUGUGGAAUGACACAAAGCCAAAAACACACAGACAAACCAGGUUUGCUGCUAAUGAGCUGCUGCUGUAGAGAAAGACACGCCCCCAGGGGCGGGACAUAUACAUUUUAGAGAGCAUUUAAUUGGUAGAACACAAGACUAGUACAGGAUGAGUCAUAAAAUUUUUUUUAUUAUUUUCCUAGAGGUAACAAAGCAUAAACUGAAAAUGAGAAUAUCUCAAAAACUAUAUUUUGUCUUGUUUUUUUAAAGAUAUAUGAUCGUACUGGUGUCCGUAACACUAAGGGACCGGUACAAAAAACAAAAAACACCUAAUUUGAUGUCAGGGGCACUUUAAAGGCAAGCUACAGGGCAUAUGUAGUUAAAGCAGAGGGAGUGAGGUGUCAUGGGAUUUAUUCUAAUUGUAAUUCAGCUCACAGGCAGCAGGGGGCUCUAAAAAUGACAAUCUGCUCCUUUAACUAAGUAUAUUGCGUUAAGUUUCCCAUGAAAUGCCACAAGCAGCAGUGCCUCGCCCCGCCAAUUCCCAGUUACUUCGCCAGCAUGCGCCGUGUUUCAGAUUCGGCGCUCCUCACCACAGAGCGGUUUGAUUAGCGAAUACGCAGAGAGGUAAUCCUUUGUUUUUAGGACCGUGUUAGGCAGUUUACAUUUUACAAGACGUAUUAUGGCACGUCAGUUUACGGUUUUGUGCCGCUCUCUUGUGGUCGUACAUUGUAAAUACCACUUUUAUUAUUCCUGUACAUAUUAAGUCUAAUGAAAACAAGCAUAGGCAAGUACUAAGAUGAUUCAUUAGUUCAAAAGAUGCUUGGGAGAAAUAUGCAAAUAUGAUAUUUUCCUAUUAUUUGCUCUCUUUUUUUUCUCUCUGAGGUGACAAUAAGCUUUGACGACUUUAUCUAUUCAUGAUGUUAGGUGCGAAUUCAUCAUUUGCUCUUACUUUUAAUCAUUAUGAUCUUUCUUAUUAUGGUUCAGUUUUGUACGCAGUUGGAUAUCCAGAUAUCCCAAAUCAAGAGAUUUUUUUUUCUGUCUUUUUUCUAGUUUUUUUUUUUUUUUUUUUUUUUUUUUUUUUGCAAAUCAACAAGACAUCUCAAACCAUACUCUUGCUGCUGCACAAAGCCUUGCUAGAACUCUCAGAUUUUUGGAGAAGAGACAGAAACAUCACUUCUGUCCUCACCACGAAUGCUGCCUGAAACCAAUCAAUCAACGGGGACAUGGACUGACCAUGGAGCCCCAUAUGUAUAUCUAUAGAAAACAGAAAUAUACCGUUACACCCGCACGCCUCCUCUUAUGCCUAUACUUCUGCCGUAAUACCGUAGCCUCAUAAGUGUGAGACUCUUCCAAGCUUUAACUGCUCUGUGGAAUAAACAGAAACAGGAGGAAUGAUGGUGUCUGGCUGCUACAGGACGGAGCUGUGAUUUUUUUUUCCCCCAGCUCCUCUGUCCAGAAAUCUUUUGUGUUAAAACUGCUUCAGGAGAAUGAAAAGCUGGAAAGGAGCUGUAAUGUUCUACGACUGGAACGUUCUUUGUGAGGUACACACAGGAGCUUUGGUGUGGAUUUCGGAGAUGGACAAGCACCUGACUCUCUCGACUGGGACAUUGGGACAGGACGUCAGCGCCAUCUAGUGGACUGGAUUAAUCCACACGUACUGUGUAUAUUCUACUAUAUAUAUAACUUAAGCUUCAAUCUGGAUUCUUUCUAAUGAUUAAGGAGCAUGUGCUUUGUCAUCCAGCGCUGUGAAAGGAUACACACAGAAAUGGCUGCUGUUUCUACGUACAAACCUGUUUCACCUUUUCAGACCCAGUGUUGUUGCCUCCGUAGCCUUACAGAACUCACAAACAGCCGGGAUAACUCUCAGAAACUCAACAAGGGAAACGAGGCAGUCUCACACACACACACAUAUACAUAUAUAUACACACACACACACACACACACACACACACACACACAUGCACACACAAACACUUUUUUAGGACUAUGUCCACCAUGGUUUCAGCAGGGAAGAGUUCAGCACUAUGGGCAGUCUGUUGCCUCAGCUAAGCUCAAUAAGGGUGCUUUCACACUUUGCUUUUUUUUUUUUUUCUCCCCACCACAAAAAGUGCUACAUUACUGUUUCUUUAGUAAUGACUGACUCACAGGGACUUGAAUGGUGGACAUACCACGUAACCUACACUUCAUAAUCAACAGAUUAUAACCAUUUAAUGGAAGGAGUCUCCAGUGCCAGCAUUUUGUAACAGUCAGAGGAAAAGCUGUAGCUUUCUGGCAUCUUCAGGAUGGAGAAAUUCCGGUUUCUUGCUAUCAUGACAAGCUACAGGGUUUUUAAAAAUUUUUUGUCUUAUUAUGUACAAAAACGAGAAUUAAGAGGCCAGCUGGUUAUAGCCUUUAUAACGUAAGGAACAACAUUAAACGUACCUAUAAACAGAUAAAAAGCACUAAAAUUGUAAUCAUUGUCAAACUGCUGUAGUGUAAGAGGAAUGAAAUUCUUUGGGAUGUGCUGUUAUAGGAAAAUAAUCAAAUUCAACACCAACACAACGCCGAACAUUUUCCUCUAACGGUAUGCCCCCAAGUGUUUUAUUCCUUACCUAAGUUUGGAAUAUUGGCUGAAAAUUAUGAAAUAUUAUGAAAUAUAAUAUAAUGAAAUAUUUUCAAAUCGGCAUGUCUUAACUCUACUUAUAUUCGCUCCCUAACAAGAAUCAGUUUUCACCAGCACUCUCUUGCGACCUGAUUGUUCAGGAGCUUUUUAAAGAAAAAAAAAAAAAAAGAAGAAAAAAAAAAGCACUUGACGUCACUCACCACUUUUCUGAAAAUUUUAACCUACUUAAUGACCAGAAAACUUUUUAAAAGCAUCCAAAUUCUGCUGCUUCCUGUAGGAUUACAUCUAAAAUGUGGUGGUUAAAAAAAAAAAAGCCUAGUGUAAAAGCACCCUAAGAAAGGAUCCUAAAUGUAUCUGGUUCCCCCCUCCACUUAUUUCUUAAAGGUGUAGUCAGUGAUUUUGGUUGAAGUUAGCUGAAUCAAGGUAUUGACUGAUUGAAGGCUCUGUUUUCAGUAUUCCCUCCAAAGCAUCGAGCACAAGCUCCCUAUCAUAGAACUCCUGAAUGUUGUGCAACAGUGGGCACUUUCUGAACGAACAGGCAAGUUAAGAAAGCAGACAUGCAGACUUCUUGUCCUGUUUGGUGGUCCACGUGUUUUCUGUUUAGAAGAAUUCUGGGGUGCCGCAGAGACCAGAGCUGCUCCUCUGAGCAGAUUGAUACUACAUUAAAAAAAAGUGUACGUAUUUCAAAAUCACAGGCCAUACCUUUAAUAGUUUGGCUGCAGUCGUUAAUGGUGAAGCACCUGAAUUGAAAACCCAGUGUGUAUCAGCAUUUAGAACCGAGGGUGACCUUUUGUACACUAUUUCUUUCUGAACUGUCAUAAGCUAAAGGAAGAGGUUAUCUUUCAUUACUGAAUUACUGGCUUCUACAUUCAUAUGCUAACAAGACUGGUUAUUAUAUGAGGAAGGUGGGGCUAGGAUGAUGAACGGUUAAUUAAUAGGCUAGUUUGGCUUUGGGAUUUAGGGAUACGUUUUGCUGGAUUAUACAGGAGAACAAGCCAAUCUAGCCCCACCAUGGUAUUAGGCUCUGGGUUAAUGAGUGCUCUAGUUGUAAUGAGAAAUCUAGAAAUAAAUCUGGUUGUGUCUAGUGUUUUGGUAGGAGCAGACAAAGAGAGCAGAGGACUCUGAAAGCUGAUUGUUUAAGGAGACACACCGACAGGUGCCGUUUUUAACCAAAAUGAUCUACCUCUCCCAUCCGCACAUGUAUUCAGUACACGAUUGUGUUUCAUUCAUUUUUUUUUUUUUAUUUAAAAGAAAUCAAACACACACACUAAUCUCUUUCUUAUUUAUUCCUCUCCAACUUAAAUGCUGGACUGUUUACCUCAAGCCUAUAGUUAAGGAGGUGCUCCACCUCUUGCCAGUUGUCUAAACCCUGUUUCCUUACAUUCUGUGUGUAGCGUAGCAAUGCAAACAGUGUUUCAGCUGGUCGCAGUGUGAAUUCAGAGACCCAUUUUGCUACUCGAAUGCUACUCGCAGUCAGUAUUAGCUUUCUCUGGUGCCAACUGGCAAAGCAUUGACAACCAAACCGACUAUGCUAAUUGUGCUAGCUAGACUAUUUGCAUGUUUCUGCAAUUGACGUGUGUCCUUUAAUUGGAUGAUGUGUUAUGCUCAGUGUCUGUGGUGUUACUGCUUUGCAGCCUCUAGUGAACUGUUUAUUUCAAGUGUUGAAGUGUAUAGGCGCUCGCUUGAAUUGUUUCGCUACGCUGCUCCUCUGUCUGUUUCUCUCUAAUCACAUAUUCUGUUAUAUAACCCUAGAUUUAUACUAGCAGGCGACAAGCGAUCAUUCAUUUUCUUGCCACAAUUUUAGCAACAGGGCAACAGCACGACAUUUAAAUUGAGAAUUUCUCAAUUCUAUGCAAAUUAGGUAUAAUGUGGUGAAGUGGCAAAUCCAAACGGCUGGCUCGAAUGAUUCCUGCAAUUAAUUAAUCUAUGCGAUUUAUUAAUUUAUUAACGGUUUCAUCUUAUCCGGUCAUAUACGCUGCGCUGCUAAUCUGCCAGUGAAGCUAGUGCAAAACCUAGCAUGUAACAUGUAAAUUAAACAACCAAUUUUCACCGCGUUAUUUAAUUUGUGUUCUGUUUCUCAUCGGAUGGCAGGACAGCCAGACUUGUCGCCUGCUAGUGUGUACGUAGGGUAGGACAGAUAUCGCCUUGUGUUCAGUUAUGCAGUUAAGCAGAAAAACAAGGAAACGUUUCAAGCCUCAUGUCUACCAAACUCACUCUGAUUGUAUUUAUCGUUCACUCACCUUGACGGAUUCAUUCAGUCGUCAUGGCAUUGCUGCUCUCCUUUCUGGAGGCUUCCUUGCUGGUUCAAUCCUCCUCUGCUACCUCCAUAAAAUGUUGGUUUUUCACACACACACACACACACACACACACACCAGGUAUCAGCAGUCUUGCCUGUAACAUGCUCAUGUUUACGGCUUUCUCUCCUCUUAUCCAUCUUUGGAAUUGUGUUGUUAUGAUUGUUAUCUUUUGUUAAAAUCGAAUCUUCAUCUGAUCUGACUUUCGGACAUCUACAUGCUAGCUCAGUUACAGUACCUCUGUGUGCCUAAAACCCAAAGCCUUAUUUGGGGAGAGUGUCAGGGUUAAAGUGGUGAGUUCUAAUGCAAGAAGUAGUGCAGGCCAGAUCCAAACGGUUCUGCCAAACACAUUUACGUAGAAACCUGCACUCCAUAGCAAGACUGAACCACUGAAUCUAGAGUUACAGAAUUCUCAGAUUGUUCUAGAGCGAGAAUAAACACUUCUGUUUGAGGGUUUUAGAACCGGGGACUACAAAAGACUGAGAGUUUUAUAGUCCUUUAGGCCUAGUUGAGUCUAGAUUAUGGUUUUAUAUAGCUUAGGGAUGCAUCGAUACCAAUACUUGUAUUGCGUAUCAGUCUGAUAUUGUGCAUUUACUCAUACUCGUACUUGUUCUGAUAAAAUUUGCUCUAAUACCAAUAUCUGAUACCAGGUGAUACACUGAGAUGUAAGUCUAGUGUACGUUGUCAUAUUAAUGAACUGACGACACGAAAUGGCAGUGGACUUCAUUUCAUGAGCACUAGGAAUUCAUUGCUGGUGCCACAUGGCAGAGGCCAAUGCUGCAGUAAACACUGGCUAGCUGAGAAAAAAUGUCUACAAACAACGCUAGGUGAAUGAAAAUAACAUUGUCGUUCUUGACGAUCAGCCACUAUUUGUCCUUGACAUGGAAGAAUUCCAAUCAAAACGCACUUUCCACUGCAACCCUACUCGAUCCAAGCUAACAGUGUACCCUGGUCAUCCGAGUGCAUGAACACACACGUGUGCACUUUCCAUGGCCACUAUUUAAACCAGGGAAACAUAAACAUAAAUUGUUCCAUGACGCCCUCAAUUGAUUAACACUAAGCAAGUCACUCAUUACGCAAUCAGUAUCAACGUGUAACAAAAAAACAUGUACGGAGUCUGGAAAACAAAACAAUGGUAUCGAUGCAUCUGUAAUAUAGUCUGAAAGAAACCUUAAUGGUUCAAAGCCAAAUUCGGGAGGGAAAGCUCAUGAAGGAAAGCUGCAGAUCCACGCACUCGUCUCAGACAGACAAAGUGGAAAGACAAAGUCCUGGAGUCAGCUGCCUUACUUUUGGUCUUUACAUUUUAAUCUUAUUUUCCUCAAAGCUGUGUGCAUUAGGUCUGUCUGAUACAUGACACAUACAUACACACAUACAUACAUACAUACAUACACUGUAUAUUGUACAGCUGCAUGUGCAUUCUCUCAGGUACAAAGCUGAGCAUGGUGUGUUAUUAUCAUUUUUAAGCAGAAUAGUCCAAAAUAUCUAGAAAAUGUUAAUGGUUUUCUUACUAUGUCAUAUUCAUGCUGCCAAUAAGAAAUACCAUGCAUUCAUCCAGUGAAGGUCAGAUAUGCAAUAUGUAAGACUUACUGCGCAUCGAUUUAAUCGUGAAUUUAUGACUCAGGCUUAAAACGAAAACAUACAAAGACAGAAACAUACCAUAUAUAUUUGUAUCACUGUUGUAUCAUUUUCAGAAUGUGGUCGUAUGUACAAUGUGGAUAAUGAAAUUUCAAAUCAGUACGUGUUUUGUGCUGAGCCUGACCCAGUUCUGUCUGAGAUUGAUUUACUGGAGAUACAGGUGGGCUCCGAUUGGUCAGGUUUUCCCCUGAACUUUUUUGCAUCAGCAUAUGUACUGAACACAUAACGUACAAUAAAAUAGUGCCUACUGCCACACUGAACCGUCCAGAUUUGUAUUAAACUCUCAGUGUUCAGAAUUCAAGGAAACAUGAUUUAAGACUGCAGUUGUAUUUGUCAGGCUCAAGUUCCCAGACCGUAGACGUUCAGAAGAAAGGGUACUAAACUGUACCUUUCCUUGUCAUUGGAGUGGUUCCUUUAAAGGUACAUCUUUUGUAACAUUAGUAUGUAUCUUUUACAUAAAGAUACAUUUGCAUGUGUACCUUCAAUGUAUUACUCGAAAAGCUAAUUAUAGGUACAGGAUUGGUCCUUAAGGUCCAAUUAUGUUAAAUUACAUCAGCAUUAUCAUGUUAUGGUAAAGAUACACAAGAUGUAUACUUGACAGUACCACCGCACUGACAAGCAAAAGUAUACUUUAGUACUCUUUUUUUUUCUGAGCAUGUAUAACCAGCAAGUCAAAGUGAACCGUUUCCUGGAUUUCCUGAUUACUCAGAGGGGGGAAAGCCUGACCAUUAAGUUCCAUCUGGACCGGUUGUGGGUGAUGUGGAUUUUAGUGGACCAUUCCUAGCUUUCCAAAAUACAACUUCAUGAACACUUUGGAAUUCUCUGGUUUCUCCAGGAAUGGCUCUUACAAUGUCUGGUUGAAUAAUUAUCACAUAAUCAAGGUCAUUGAUGGAAAAAAAUGUAUGUGAACCAUAUUGAAGAUGACAGAAGCAUAACUGGACGAAGGUUCUCCAGCCAAGCCGGGUUGCCUGCCAUAAAAAAAAAAAACCACCAGGUUGAUGCAGAAAUCCAAAUUAAAUAAGAUUUCAGAGCAAGUGCUCUUGGAUCUCACAAGAAUCCUGAAAGAAUUUCCAAAUAUCAGAGCUUACAUCAGCCCACAGUUAGGCGAUUUACAAACAGUGAGAAGAUCUUUAGCACAGCUGGUGCUCCGGUAAUGAGUGGGUGUCCUACAAAUAUCUUGAGAAUCCUCAAACAAGUAAGGAGGAACCCUCGAGAAGAACAGAAGUGUUCAAUGGAGGUUAAGAAACCACAUCGCGCCUUGAUAAAUGUAGCUGAGUGGUCAAAGUGUGGUUCAGAAAAUUGACCAGAACUACCAGAAAGCCAAUGGCGUGAUUUUGAGAGAGGUGUGUAACCCACAACUGCACGGUUGUAACCCACAAAUGCUUGGGUUUUGUCGAGCCUAACUUGUAAGUGAUGUUGGAUAAAAGCGUCUACCAAAUGAAUCAAGGAAACGUGUUAUCAGAAAGUUCUACUGCAAAACAUCAAGAUGUCUGUCUAAGAUCUAGAACUCAAACAGUCCUGAUCUCAAUCCCACUUAUAGUGUAUAUAUAGGGCAUUUUAAAUAUUAAAAUAUUCAAUACUAAAAGACAUUAAUGUCCCAAGAUACCUCAGAAACACUGUGUAGGAUUGAUAAGGAGCUACAAAAAGCAUUUGAUUGAAGAGGUUAAAAAUAAAUGGUAUCAUGGUUCACAUGUAUCACCAUCAGUGACCUUUAUUUUUUACAAAACAACUUAUCUAUUCUAGAUAAGGGUUUUUUUUUAUUAUUGUUUUAAAAAUAUAUGCAAUUUAUUUAUUUCCUCCUGUGAAUAGAGGAAGAUUCUGAACCACAUUUUAGGAUCUGUUUCUGCAGAAAUCCAGAUCAUUGCAAAGGUUCACAACUCUUUUUUUUUUUUUUUUUUAUUGAUGCCUGUACAGUUCUCACAUACAAGCAAACAUGUAAUCUCAUCUCGUGUAUUUCUACAAUCCCAGGCUACUUGACAUUAAGCUAAAACACUCACAUAGAGCUCAUGUCAAAUACCAUGCAGACUCAAACUGCUAGGCCUUCGGCUUAACGUUGUAAAGAUAUUCAUGCUCUAAUCAGCUAGUAUUGCCAUAUUUCCCUAGAUUUUGUCCUUGUCCAUUUUGUGUUGAUGAUUCUCCUACCUUCCUGAAAGUCGCUCCAUUACACCUUUACUUUGUGCUUUGUAUGUAGUAAAAUAAAUGUUUUGAGAAAAUAAACAGCUGUAUAUAGUGAUGCUAAA